Messenger RNA from Echinops telfairi (small Madagascar hedgehog), 3314 nucleotides. It is a transcript of the gene ZDHHC8, whose product is annotated as zinc finger DHHC-type palmitoyltransferase 8. Gene Ontology annotation, biological process: protein palmitoylation. The transcript is spliced from 11 exons. The coding region runs from base 31 to 2331 and encodes 766 amino acids. Lineage: Eukaryota; Metazoa; Chordata; Mammalia; Afrosoricida; Tenrecidae. Gene Ontology annotation, molecular function: palmitoyltransferase activity. The record is from RefSeq and is a predicted model, not a curated record.
GGGGAGGGAUGCGGCGGCUCCGUGCCCAGGAUGCCCCGAAGCCCCGGGACGCGCCUCAAACCCGCCAAGUACAUCCCGGUGGCUACAGCCGCUGCGCUGCUGGUGGGCUCCAGCACCCUGUUCUUCGUGUUCACGUGCCCGUGGCUGACUCGCGCCGUGUCCCCGGCGGUCCCUGUCUACAAUGGUAUCAUCUUCCUCUUCGUCCUGGCCAACUUCAGCAUGGCCACCUUCAUGGACCCCGGAGUCUUCCCACGAGCGGACGAGGACGAGGACAAGGAAGAUGACUUCCGGGCCCCGCUCUACAAGAACGUGGAUGUGCGGGGCAUCCAGGUCCGCCUGAAAUGGUGCGCCACCUGCCACUUCUACCGCCCGCCCCGCUGCUCCCACUGCAGCGUCUGCGACAACUGCGUUGAGGACUUUGACCACCACUGCCCGUGGGUCAACAACUGCAUUGGACGCCGCAACUACCGCUACUUCUUCCUGUUCCUGCUCUCGCUCAGCGCGCACAUGGUGGGCGUGGUCGCCUUCGGCCUGGUCUACGUGCUGAACCACGCCGAGGGGCUGGGGGCCGCCCACACCACCAUCACAAUGGCCGUCAUGUGCGUGGCCGGCCUCUUCUUCAUCCCGGUCAUCGGUCUCACCGGCUUCCACGUGGUGCUGGUUACUCGGGGGCGCACCACCAACGAGCAGGUGACGGGGAAGUUCCGAGGGGGUGUGAACCCCUUCACCCGUGGCUGUUUCGGGAAUGUGGAGCAUGUGCUCUGCAGCCCUCUGGCGCCCCGCUACGUGGUGGAGCCACCCCGAGCGCCACUCUCUGUGAGCUUGAAGCCACCCUUCCUGAAGCCAGAGCUACUGGAGCGAGGCACCACACUCAAGAUCAAGCUGAGCGACAACGGGCUAAAGGCCAGCCUGGGCCGCAGCAAGUCCAAAGUCAACCUGGACCAACUGGAUGAGAAGCCAUUGGGCCUGGGGCCGCCACUGCCCCCAAAGGUGGAGGCGGGUUCCUUCAGCAGCGACCUGCAGGCCACCCGCCGGGGCAGUGCUGAGAGCGCCUUGUCUGCACAGGGAGCCAGCCCCCCGACACCUGCUAUGUACAAGUUCCGACCUGCCUUCUCCACGGCUCCCACGGCGCCUUUUUGUGGCCAGAGCGAGCAGGUCCCAGGGCCGGACUCCUUGACACUGGGCGAUGACAGCAUCCAUAGCAUGGACUUUGCGUCGGAGCCGAGCCUGGACCUCCCUGACUACACACCUGGUGGGCUGCAUGCUGCCUACCCGCCGUCCCCGCCGCUCAGUGCCGCCAGUGCCUUCCAGGGCGCCUUGCGUACUCUGAGCCUCAAGGCUGUGGGACGGCGGGGUGGGGACCACGUGGCCCUGCAGCCCCUGCGCUCUGAGGGUGGCCCCACCCCACCCCACCGUGGCCUCUUUGCCCCCCACGCACUGCCCAACCGCAAUGGCAGCCUCUCCUAUGACAGCCUGCUCAACCCCGGCUCGCCCGGAGGCCACCCGUGCCCAGCCCAUCCCUCUGCCAGCGUGACUAGCUACCGUUCACCCUAUCUGUACCCGGGGGCUGCUGGUGAGCCACCUCGGCCCCCAGCCCGCAGCUUCAGCCCUGUGCUGGGCCCGAGGCCCCGGGAGCCCUCACCCGUCCGCUACGACAACCUCUCCAGGGCCAUCAUGGCCUCCAUCCAGGAGCGCAAGGACAGAGAGGAGCGAGAGAGGCUGCUGCUCUCCCAGGCCGACUCACUCUUUGGGGACUCGGGCGUCUAUGAGGCACCCAGCGCCUACAGCCUGCAGCAGGCCAGUGCGCUGCUGGCCGAGGGCUCCCGGGCUGCCCCGAGGCACUACAGCUCCAGGGAUGACCUGGUGUCGGGGCCUGGCUUUGGGGGAGCUCGCAACCCCGCUCUGCAGACCUCACUGUCCUCACUGUCCAGCACAAUGAGCCGGGCGCCCAGGACCUCGUCCUCCUCCUUGCAGGCAGAGCUGGCCAACAGCCACGUCCCGGGGCCCCGGCCGGGCAGUGGCCCCCACAGGUCACCUGCACGCCACGGACCGCCAUCCCCACCCAGUACCCCACGCUCGCCCUCCUACAUGGGCCCCAAAGCUGUUUCUUUCAUCCACACGGAUCUGUCGGAGACGCCAGCCUCGCUGGCCAUGCAGAGGGACCACCCUCAGCUGAAGACCCCCCCAAGUAAGCUUAAUGGGCAGUCCCCAGGCCUGGCUCGACUGGGGCCUACUGCUGGCUCUCCAGGGCCCUCCACCAGCCCUGCCCGACACACGCUCGUUAAGAAGGUGUCUGGCGUAGGGGGGACCACGUAUGAGAUCUCCGUGUGAGGACUGCCUGCCACCAGCCCGCGGGGCCACACCCUCAACUUCUCUGCCCUCUCCUGGUGUGGACACGUCAUAGGCGGCUCUCCACCCCCACCCCGCCCACCUUGCCUGUCUGUUUGUCUAACUGCUCAUCAGGGAAGGCCAGACAGGCUCGGCUGGGCCUGGGGCUGCCACCUGGCCCGUCCACAGGCCCUGCCCUGGGCCUGUAGCCCCUCCAUCCUCCAGGCUCAGCCCUGAUGCUGUCAGGUGUCCCCCGAGACCAUCACCAGGCUACUUCCCAAGAGUCUCUCAGUCCGGCCCACUCCCCUCACAAAUGGCUCAGAGAGGGACGGCGGAGAGCUUGGGCUACACCCCCACCCUGUGGCCCCCACAUGCCUGGGCUGCCCCAACACGUUGCCUUUUGUGGAACCGGCCAGAGAUGUGGAGCCUGGCCGGCCGCUGCUCUGCAGAUGGCUCCGCCCCAGUCCUCAGCCAGCCGGCACGGCACUGGCUUCUGUGGGUGGGCAGACGGACAGACAGAGAGACAGCUAGCUUUGGCGGGGGUCCCCGCUCUGUGUGUCCCUGUGUCUGUGUUGAGCUGCUGCGCUGCCCCCACCUGCUGCCGGGAAACGCAUCCGUUUAAGCCUUAACCUCUCCCUAUGUGCUUGUGGGAGGUGGUGGGGGUGGCGGUGGGGCAGAUGAGCAAAAGCUCAGGGGGCUGACACAGUCCCCAGGCCCCUAAGACCAGGAAUCCCACUCUACCCCUCCUGCCCUUCCUGCCAAACUGGACAAUUCCCACCCCACGGCAUGCCAAGUCCCUGGGCCCUGGCCCCCUCAGAGCCGUGGGCACCCGCUGUGGGAAGCACGUGGGGGUGCAGAACUGAGCGCUUCCUGGGCGUCAGGGCCCUAGAGUAAGCACAUGACAGCGUCUGCUCGCCUUGUGUUUGUUUUAUGUUUUUAUAUCUACAUCUAUACAUCUAUAAUUUUAUUAAAAAAAGAAAAAGAGU